GAUCGUCGAACGAGACCGUAGCAGAAUUUUCAUGUCGUGCUGUGGCUAGGCAUUAGAAACAUAUAUAUUCCUAUAUAUAUUCAUGUGUUACCAGCUGGCAGUGGCAGUUUUGAGUGCGGCAAGACGCGUCAAGUGAAAUCGAAUUAUUAUUCAGAUAAAUAAGAAGGCAAUCAAGCCAAUCGAGAAGACGAAAGCGCGACAAUUACCAGACGAAUAAAUCGACAAGGAUGACGACCAAACAGUUGCUCCACAAGAAUGUGAAGUCCAUGCCCUCGUGGGUGACCGAGGCGAACGACCGCAUCGGACCGAAGCCACCGCCCACGCCCCCCAAUGGAGUGGCUGGGGGAGCUCCCAAGGCUCCUGCCCUGCCCCCCAAGGCAAAGAGCACCCCCGAACCGGACUACGAGAUCAUCGAGUUUACUAACCAGCAGUACUCCAACGAACCAAUGAAGACCACAGUGAUUAGGACCAAGACGCCAGAUAACAAGCUGAAGUGCACCUUGUGUGGCUCCCAGAAUCCCUGGGUGACCUGUUCCGAGUGCGCGGGCCAGAUCUUCUGCGCCUCCUGCGACGACAUGUUCCACAAGCAUCCCAAGCGCAAGCAGCACAUGAGAAAGGCCGUGGAGCAGGGCACCCCGCCCAUUCCCCCGAAGGGUGGUGGGGCACCGCCCCCAGUGGCGCCUCCUCGACGCAGCAAGCGCGGUCUACUCACCCCUUUUCUGGGCCGCAAGGAUCAGAUGCUGCCGCCGCCCUCGCCCACGCCCUCCCACAAAUCGCUGGGCGGCUGGCGGGCGCAGCUUGGGGGCGCGGCCACGCCCCCCGUGCCUCCGGUCCCUGCCAAUACCAACUCGUCCGGCCAGAUGAACAACCGCCCGCUUCCAGAGCCGCCACGCAGCGAGGGCGGGGGAUCCUCGAGGUCCGGAACCCCCAAGUCCGUCUUCGACACCAUCCAGCGUCCCCCGUCCGUGCAGCUGGAGAAGAUCAAGAGCAAGGCCAGUGCCACCCUGGACCGCAUGGCCAUCCUGCAGCAGCGGUACCGCCAGCAGAAGGCGCGCCAGGACCUCAGCGCCAACAGCGAAAUGCAUAUGUCGAAUGGAGCCGGCUUCGAGCACUGGUCAAACAUUUCACCAUCGCCCUCGCAUUUUCGUUCCGGCAGCAUGUCAUCCGGUCUGAACUCAUCCCAUUUCGAUCUCUCGGAUGACUCACAAUUUCACAAUUCCUUGCUGCUCCAACAACGACAGGCGGCGGGCGCACAGAGGCGUCAGAUGAGCACCUCGGUCUUCAACCUGAACACCAAUCCUCGGAGACCCUUGGCCGAAUCGCAGAACGGCAGCGCAUGGCUAGCUAACCAGCGCAUCCAACAGGCUCAAUCCCUUGCUCAACUAAACUGCGCUGGCUGUCAGCAAAGUCAGCAGCAUCCUGGCUGGGCUCAGCAUCCGCAUGCUCAUCACCAACAUCCGCAGCACCAGCACCCCGAUCAGUGGUCCCAGUUCGGCUCACAGCAGCAGUUCAACAACUCGAAUCUGUCCCUCAACGUGGGACCGGGAUACAUGCAGCAGCACCAUCCGCACUUUCCACCUCCGGUGUUUAUGACACAGCGCGGAAUGAUGCCGAACAUGUACCCGGGAGCACCCGGCUAUCCCAUGAUGCAUCCAGGUGUCAUGGGUAUGCCUCCUACAGCUGCCUCAAGAGCUGCCUCCCGUUCGCGAUAUGCCGCCUCCCCAACGCCCAGUCGCAAGUCCAUGUCCUUAAGGCGAAAGCGAAACAGCUACGUGGAUGACGAGCUAACGGAUGACGAGGACUCCGAUCAGGAUGACCGCAGGUCCCUGGUCUCCAAUCGCUCGGGCAUGACCAGUGCCUCGCGGUCCAACCAACACCACCAGCACCACCAUCAGCCCCGUCAAAGGCGCCUCUCGAGUGCCUCGCAACUAAUUGCCAACGAUGAACUGGAUGGGGAUCAGAGGCACGGUUCGAGGCAACACAAGAUGCGGGACCGCCGGGGAUCCAUUGCCAAGUCCGUUCAGAGCGAGUGGUUGCCGGAGAGGCGGGACAAUGAGGGAACCCUCACCAGAAACAAACCCAUUGCAACAGACUCGUCCCGAACCAGUCGCAUUUACUCCGAUUUGGAGUCCGAGGGAUCGGGUGCCCGAGCUCUGGUGCAGGCCAAGAUUCAGCAGAAGCUCCAGGAAGCCGAUCAGCACAAGUCCUCGAAAAAGUCUGAGCUGAAACGAAAGCCGGAGAUGAAGGACGAGAACACACAGGCUGCGGCGGUGGUGCAAAAGGUGGUGCCACCAGCCCAGGAAGAAAGUGCCUCCGAGUACGAGGAAGUGGUUGAAGAGGUGACCGCAUCGGAAAGUGAACAAGAAGCUCAGGCAGCUCCCGAACCCCCGGAAGUUCCCGAGGAGAUCGAGGCCGAUGAGCUGGGUCCACCACCUUCUACGCCGGAUCACGAAUGGGAGUGCGAGUUCUGCACGUUUGUCAACGAGCCCAACAUCAAGAUCUGCUCCAUCUGCUGCAAGACGCCCAGCAAACCUCCAGUGGCGCCCAACAAGGCUAAGAAGGUGGAGGAAAAGCCACAACCACCUACUGAAAAAACCAAUAAAACAACUUCCAAGCCGGAAGUCAAGUCAGUGCAAAAGCCUGCUCAGAAGAGCCAGCAGUCUAGUCAGAAAACCACAUCAGCGUCCACCAAAACUAACCAGGGUACCACUACCACCUCCAAGACUUCGCCAACAUCGAACUCCAAGAACUCCUCGAGUAUUCCCGUGAAGACUCCUUCAAAAUCAACCCUGAAAACCUCGUCGGAGAACGAAUCCGACAACUCGCUGGCGAAGAGCCUACUGCACAAAGAGUCCGUUGAAAACAUUUGGAAUACGCUGGAUGAGAGCAUUCAGGCGCAGGCGGAGCAGGUUUUGAAGAAGGCCCAGAAGGUCUCCACGGGCUGUGGUGGCACUCCACCCCGCGAAACAGCAGCCGUGGAAAUGGGCACCUCGCCGCCACCCCAGAGCAUUUCCACACAAACCUAUGACGCACUACCCUUCAACUCAAAGUCUGAGGAAAUCCCGACAGUGGUUCCGGAUCGCUUUAGGACCCCGGAACCGAACAAGAUGGAGCGACGACCGCACUACCGCAGCAAUUCGCAGCUGCAGCAGGAAAACGAUCGAUAUCGCAGUGCCAGCGAUCUGAGGUUCCACGAUGGCUUCGGUCUGGAUCCCUACAGCGCCGGUUUGGUCACCAGACGACCCAAUUUCAUAAACGAGCUGCGCAUGCUGCAACAUCAAAUCUCCUCCCCCUUCGACAUGCCGCAUGAGUCAUUCGGCGUUAAGCACGAACCGGCUCGGGAUCCGGAAACAGAGAUGCACAUCAUCCUGAAGGAGCUGGAGCUGUACAAGUUCACGGUGGAGGAACUGGAGGCCGCGCUGAAGUACUGCUCCCCCGAAACGCAUCCCAUUCAGUGGCUGCGGGAGAACUGGCUCAAGCUGGUGCAGACGGUGCAGAGCUUGUCCACCAAGUAUGGCCAGGAGAGGGCUGAGAACACGAUUGGAACCGUGUCCCAGAACGAGGCUCGUGAGGCCCUCCGCAACUGGGGAAACGUGUGGCAGGCGGUGGCCGACUGCAUCCAGCAGAGGCAGCAGAAGUUCAGGAAACUCUCGGCCAAGGGGAACUUCCUGCGGGACGACAUUGUAAAUGCGCUGACCGCGCACCAAGGUAAUUUGGAUCAGGCGCUCGUGGAGCUAAAUCGAACGCAGCUCAAGCCAUUUCUAAUGCGCAUCUGGGGCUCGCCGAAUGGCGUUGAGAAUGAGAGUGGCGCAACCAUUGACACCAAGUCGGAUAUCCAUGACUUCCUGAACACUCAUGCUUUGGACUGCCUGCAGCCUCCAUUGGCGGUGGAGAGUCCCAAUCCCGGCCAAGCCAACCCUUUCGAUCCACUCCGCCCCGAUGACAGUCCAGUUAAGUCCACCUACGCCACUCCCAGUCCCUACCAGUUGGAAGACAGCACCCUGAAGAACCUGGAGAUACUCAUCGGGAACAUGGAACAGAACCAGGCCAAGCAGAACCAGGAGGUCCUGCGAUCCAUCGAGAGCAUGCUGGACACCUUCAAGGGCAAGCCGGAGAUGGAGUACGAAACGGAUCCGGAGAUAAUGCGAAUCCUCACGAAGAGCCCCAUUAGCACGCUAAGACCCUCUGGAUCGGUGGAGGAUAGGUCCUCCGAGGACGUGAAGAACUUUGUGUGGCAGCACAUUCAGGAUAUUGUGCCGAACCUGGUGCAACAGGUUGAGCAAGAGCUGAUGGAAAAGCCGGAGGUUGAAGUUCCGGUUGAGGUAAACCAGGCAAAGUUGGCGAGUCCGGAACCUGAACUUGAACCUGUGCCUGCACCAGAACCAGAACCUAAACAGGAACCGGAACCGGAACCGCAACCUGAGCCUGUGCCCUCGGUGGAUCCGGGUGUCUACAUCAUGGAGGAAUUCAUUAAGCCCAAUUUGAGGGAGGCGAGCAUCCGGGAGGAGCUUCCACCUAAUUUCAUUUAUGCCACCGAAAUAGCCAACUUCAAGUUGGAAUUUGAUCGUGGCACUGAACGAUUACACGAAGCGGAAUGGGAAAGCCAUGAUCUUGAGGAUGCAGAACGUACUGUGUACAAAAGCUACAUGGCUCCAAAAGAGGAAGUCAAGGAGGUGGUCAAAGAAGUAGCUUUAGAAGCUCCUGCAGCCAAAACCCAAGAAGAAUCUUCUCCAGAAAUUGCCAUUAACCUACAAAAGACUGAAACUACCGAAGAAACAAAACAUGGAGCUUUGGCCACCUCAACUAACGAAAAAGAGACUGUUAAUGAAAUACUUUCACAGAACACAGUACUUGAAAUAACUACACCUUCAAUAAAUGAAGAAAACAUUGUAACUGAAACAGUUGCACUGCCAACAGAAGAAAUUGUUACUCAGAAACCGAAUGAAAAUAAUUCGCAAGCUCAGCAAGUCCAAUCAGAAUCACAAGCCCAAGAUGAUGACAAGCCAAGCACAAGCAGAGAAGCCAACCGAAGGAACAAGCGAUCCCAUGAGGCCAAAAAAAGUAGAUCCAGGGAACAGAGUCAAAAGCCAACUAAUCGAGUGAGAUUACCCAAAGACAUCGAUCAGAAAGUACAAGCAGAAAGCACUAAGCCAUUAGAAAUUGUCCCUAAAAGGGCAACGGAAGAACCAAAGGCAGUGACUGAGGCUAAUUCAGUAACUAAUAUUCAACCAGUCGCAACUUCAACUAAUGCCGAAACAAAAGUUAUCGAAAAUAAUGUCGAUUUAUCCGUUCCCAAUCAAAAUUUGCUUACAUCUUUAAAGGACAAUACUGAUAAUACCCCAGCCCAAAGCGAACCAGAAAAUUUAUUAACAAACACCGUUGCCGAAAGUGUUAAAGAGGUGGUUUCAAAACAACCUGAAGAGUCCCAGCAGAAGAUCGAACCUGCAGACUUAAAGGAUACAAAUGCAAUUAUAACUACAAAUGAAUUAGCUAUUGAACAGGUUCCGCAGUCAAACUCUAAUGCCUUUUUGGAUCAACCUGCAAAGUCUAUAAACAUUACAGAAUCUGCUGCCAUAACGGAAAUACCUGAACCGAACACUCAAGCUCGAGAAGAACCUAAUGUUGAAAAUGUUUCUUCUCCAAUAAGUGAACCUAUAAAGAAUGAUAAAUUGGAAACUGGCCAAGCAAAUCAAGUGGUUGGAACACAUACUCCCGUGAUUACAGCCCCCUCCCCAUCUAUUGCAGAUGAAACUCAUAUAGCCGAAAAUGUAGAAAUAACACCCAGUACUUCAUCAAUAACUAACGAUCACAAGCGAAGUCCGAAACGUUUUUCAAAGAUUCCCGUGAGAACCCUGAGUAGCAACAGUCUUCGAAGUGAAAGUAGAGGAAGUACUAGGACUCCCACAGCCAAUGAUGAGAUCGAAAAGGAAGAGUCUAAUAGAAAAGAAGAGCAAGCUACGGAAAGUGAGAUUGCUCCAAGGUCAGAUAAGUCAUCCGAACCAAAGGAGACAUUUACAACAGAGAACGAGGUGGUUCAGACAGAUGCUGCUGUUAGUCAAGAAAUCCACUCUGAAAAAGAAGUUAAAGGUAUUGAAGAACCCACAAUCCAACCACUUAUUUUAGAGCAGGAAGUACACCCGCCAACUGCAAUAGCCAUAGCUGUAACUCCCACAGAUUCUGAUGACGUAUUCGAAGAUGCCCCAGAAUUCAGCGGCAGUGAAGAAACAAGACCCCAUGAUGAAGCCGCUUCCGAUGCAGAACUCUACAGCCUUGAUAGCGAUGGACAGCGGGCAGAAACCAAGUCCCCGGAGAACGAAGUCCUUUUACUUCUCGAUGAGGAAUCCCAAAUAGAAUCUUCAAUAGCCAAGUCAGCCAGCAAUACAAGCUUUGCUUCCCAGUCAAGUCAAUCAGAAACUUCGAAGGUUGUCCUCAAGGAGUUCGUUCCCUCCGGAGAUCCAGCCAAGCAGAACCUCAGCGAACUGGUGUCGGACACUCAGCGGCUGAUCAAGCAGAUGCGCGACGAGAUCAGCAUGGACGAGUUCGAGUCCACCGACGAAGAUGAGUUCUCCGACGAGUACUCGGAUGAGUACGACGAGGGCGAAGAGGAGGAGUGGUACGACAGCGAGGGCGAAGAGGAAGGCGACUUCGAUGGCGAGGAGGGCACCUACAACGAGCAUACAUCCUUUAUAGAAGAAGCCUCCACCGGAGACGAGGGCACCGAGAUCGAGGACAUCAUGGAGGAGGACGAGGAUGAAGCGGAAGAAGACGAGCCACAAGCCACACAAAUCGCACAAGACAUUGUACCAGACAUUUCGCCUGCUCUAUCAGUCACCCCCACCAACGAAGAAACCGAUGCAAAUGCCCAAACUGAGGUUGUUUCCUCCGCAGGAAGGAGCCUGGUGACUGAGUUGCAAAAUCCCGUUCAGGAGUUGAUCUUACCUCCUCAAGAAAAUCCGGAGGAAGUGAAAGUGGAAGCUCUACCUAUUCAACCUCCUGCUAUUGUAACCGACUCGGAAAGUCGACCUGCGGAGCAACCUGUUGAGCUCGUACUGGAAGUCCCUCUGGAAACUGAACCUCCCUCUGAACCGGCACUCGUUGAGGAACCCACUGCCAUGCCCAUUACACCCGCACCACCUAUUGUUGAUUCCGAAUCCCGACCCGUGGAGCUGCCUGCUGAAACCGUGCUGGAAGAGCCCAAAAAGGUAACCCCGAGCGUGAAAGGCAAGAGUACCACCACAACAAGCUCUACCAAGACAAAGUCCACAGUCAGUAAGAUCCCCAAGCCCACCAACGAACCCACUAACACUUCGAGUAGCUCCCCCCUAAACAAGAAGGUUCCGCUGCGCUCCAAGUCCUUUUCGGCACCCAUGGGCAUCUCGUCCGUGAAGCGAAUCCAGGAGGUGUACCUUCAGAAGCAGACCUCGACGGUUCCGGCCGUCAGUCGAGUGCCGCUCAAGAGCAGUCCUGCCACCAAGAAGUCCAUCAACGACGCCAUCAGCAGGUUCAACUCGAACGAUGGACCCAGCACCAGUGGAGCAGCGGCUGCAGCAGCUUUGCUGAAACCCCGAUCCCAGCCCCGAAUCCCCAAGAAGAAAUACCACGAGACCUGCUUCUCGGACGACGACUACGAGACCUCCGCCACGGAGGAGGAGCAGGACCGCGAGGAUCCCAACCUGACGGAACCCCUGAAAGCAGAACUGCUAAAGCGUAAGCUGAGUAUGCCCGUCUUCCGGGCGUAUCCUAGUGUUCAAGAGCCGGUUAUUGAGGACCCAGCGACCCUGGCCCGCAAGUACGUCGAUCAGGAACUGGUGACCAACAUUGCCGAAGCCCAGAUAGCCGCCACCUUGGUCAACAUGAAGUUCUCGGAGGACGUGGCCUUGUGGGCAGCGAGGGAGUGCUCCGAUCUCGACCAGGCCAUCGCCAUGCUCCAGCAGGAGUGCGAACUCUGCAUGAACAGCUACCCCAUGAACCAGAUGGUGUCCAUGCUGAAGUGCCUCCACAAAUGCUGCAAACAGUGCGCCAAGAGCUACUUCACGGUGCAGAUUACCGAUCGUAGUAUCAACGACUGCAGUUGCCCGUUCUGCAAGUUGCCCGAACUGAGUAAUGAGGCUCAGCACGAGGACGAGCACCUGGAGUACUUCUCCAACCUGGACAUCUUCCUGAAGAGCAUCCUGGACGGCGAUGUACACGAAUUGUUCCAGCGAAAGUUGCGAGAUCGCACUUUGCUGCAGGAUCCCAACUUCAAGUGGUGCAUCCAGUGCUCCUCCGGAUUCUUCGCUCGGCCCAAACAGAAGAGGUUGAUCUGCCCGGAUUGCGGAUCGGUGACGUGUGCCCAGUGCCGGAAACCCUGGGAAAAGAAACACGAGGGCAGCAGUUGCGAGGCUUAUUUGGAGUGGAAGCGCGAAAACGAUCCCGAGUUGCAGGCUCAGGGAGUUCAGGAGCAUUUGGCCCAGAACGGGAUCGACUGCCCCAAGUGCAAGUUCCGCUACUCACUGGCCAGGGGCGGUUGCAUGCAUUUCACCUGCACGCAGUGCAAGUUCGAGUUCUGCUACGGAUGUGCUCGUCCUUUCAUGAUGGGAGCCAAGUGCAUGGUGUCCUCGUACUGCGCCAAACUGGGAUUGCAUGCCCAUCACCCGCGAAACUGCCUGUUCUACCUGAGGGACAAGAUCCCCAUGCAGCUGCAGUUCCUGCUCAAGGAGAAGAAUGUCAAGUUCGACACGGAGCCCAUACAGAUAAAGGACGAGUCCAGCAGUUCCUCCAGGGCCCGAGCCCAGGCCCGCUGCCCCAUCCCGCUGCAGAAGGAAACUCCGCAGGGUCUCGUCGAUACAGUUUGCAACACCGAGGUGCCCGACAAGCACGCUGGCAUGUGUCGCACCCACUACGUAGAGUAUUUGGCUGGCAAGGUGGCCAAGGCUGGCAUCGAUCCCCUACCGAUCUUCGACCUGACGGACUGCGUCCAGGAGCUGCGUAGGCGUGGCAUCGCCCUGCCGGAACGCGGACCGUGGGACACCGACGAGAUCUACAAGACCAUGUGCUCUGAGGUAAUCAAACAGCAUAUUCCACUGAAGUCGGCAUGAUCAGGAGCAGGAGGAGAAGUGGUGUGGUGGAAGCGGUCGACUGUUGCAGUUCUUCAUUAAUUUUUAUUAUUUAUGGCCAGCACUUUUAUAGACAUUUUUGUACACCUACCUGCACACGAAACAAACUUAAGUUGUAGACAGUUCGUUAGGCAUUAGAUAUGGCAUAUAUACACCUUCAUCGACACUUACUCAUCGAUCAUCCUUCCAGCAGAAUUUCCCAUUUUGUUUAGUCACUAAGAGAUGGAAAACAACAGACCAAAAUCCGCACGUGUAACCAAGUGCAUCCAAUAAACCGAAUAUGUGAAAAUCCAAU
Molecule: messenger RNA, 9390 nt
Organism: Drosophila ficusphila
Lineage: Eukaryota; Metazoa; Arthropoda; Insecta; Diptera; Drosophilidae
Gene: LUBEL
Product: E3 ubiquitin-protein ligase lubel
Biological process (GO): protein linear polyubiquitination
Cellular component (GO): LUBAC complex
Molecular function (GO): K63-linked polyubiquitin modification-dependent protein binding; linear polyubiquitin binding; zinc ion binding
Source: RefSeq, a predicted model, not a curated record